UUGGAGGUAAACUUGAGCCCGAAUCGACGCAAGAAAGUUUUACCAUUAGAGCCUCUAAGUUCAUCUACACCGUUUGCUGGUUCUUCUUUUGCGGGAGAAGGAAGUAAAACGACUGGAUCUGCUCUGAAUCGGACUUUCAUUUCAUCGAUUUUGAAUGCAACAACUCAGAAUAGUUUUUCCCGCUCUUACGCGUUCCUUUUUUUGUGUAGUUUCACGCUGUUCCAGCUCCGCGCCCAGAGGGAUCUUCUGUUAGCGCGUGAACGUGAGGUGAUGUUACAGCGCGAGGUGCAACGCAUAAACGACCUUCAUCUUGCUAAUAGGACUUGUUUUCCAGCCAGAAGCAAAAGUCAUGGUUGUCUCAACAUUUACUCGGUUACGGUUUACUUGAACAGGAACUUCUGUUUGCACGACUCCUACGCAUUCCUUGUUCUCAUGAAAACCAACGAGGCAGUUGAAGCUACGGACUUAUAUUUACUGAUGGACAGCAGAGCAAUGAGAGUCAGCUCAAUCAAUUUUAGCGAUCAAAUCCGCUUUGAAAACCUUCCCGCAGACUUCUGUGUUAAGUUGGAGGUUUACGCUUUGGUUAGUAAAUUUGAAGGUUUUUUACCAAAUCAUUUGAGUAAUUUCGCUUAUAAAGCAAAGCUGCUGCUAAGUCCACGGAAUGCCAAUGACUCACUUGUUGGGACUACUGAUUUUGUUCGAUGCGGCUGUGCCUGUAUAUUGAGAGACAUGGUUGGGAUACAUAAAAUGUAUCUGGAUGGGGCUGAGUAUCCUCUGGAAGGCACAAUUGAAGUGGAUUCUGUUUUUAACAUCAGUCCCCAUGUUGUUUCUGUUGAUUACAGCGGUUUUUUGACGAUGUAUGAAGUAAUUGCUGGUUUUGGAUCUUGGACGCGAUAUUGGGCGGUACUACGGCAGGGCAUUGUUACUUUCUGGAGAGACCCGAAUGACGAAGCUGCUGGAAAGGUCCUCUUACUUUGUUGUAAACUUUGUUUGAGACUAAGCAUGUGUAGGAUUCUAUUGUUACUUUGCUUGUUUACUGUGGUGCUGAUGCUAGUUUUCAGGAUUCUUCUCUCGGCAGAUUGCAAAGAAUUAUGUGAAGGCUGGAUGCAAGCGUUAAAUAGGACUUUGCGGACGACACGGUUUUAA
Molecule: messenger RNA, 1146 nt
Organism: Enterobius vermicularis (human pinworm)
Lineage: Eukaryota; Metazoa; Nematoda; Chromadorea; Rhabditida; Oxyuridae
Source: the annotation of a GenBank genome assembly